GAUCCUGCUGUUGUCGCGCACGGACGCAGAGGAGAAAUCAGCGUCACACCGACGAGGUCUGUGAAACGCGUUAUUAUCGCACCGUCUCAACAGCCUGCCGUCACUGCAGACACACGCGUAACAGUACAACAGCACAACAGACACAUCAACACUUAGAAGAAUGUCUGGGAUCUUGGGGAGUUUAGACUGCGAGGAGUGUUUGUCUUCUGCACAUGUGGCCAACAGCACGGAGUUACAUCUGCAUCCCACUGUGGAUGAGGACGACGAACUUCUGAGAUACAUCUGGAGAGAGUACUUACAUCCCAAGCAGUAUGAAUGGGUUCUCAUUGUGGCUUACAUCAUUGUGUUCUUCGUUUCACUCAUUGGGAACUCGCUUGUUUGUUUUGCAGUGUGGAAAAACCGUCACAUGCGCACCGUGACCAACUAUUUCAUAGUGAAUCUCUCCUUUGCUGAUGUGUUGGUUACCAUCAUCUGCCUUCCUGCGAGUCUUGUGGUAGACAUCACAGAGACGUGGUUCUUCGGGCAAACUCUUUGCAAAAUUGUGCCUUAUUUGCAGACCAUCUCUGUUUCUGUAUCAGUCUUAACACUGAGUUGCAUUGCUCAAGACCGCUGGUAUGCUAUCUGCCACCCACUGUUGUUCAAGAGCACAGCCAAGAGGGCCCGCAAGAGUAUUGUUGUCAUCUGGGUUGUGUCAUGCAUCAUCAUGAUUCCUCAGGCUAUUGUGAUGGAGUGCAGCAGCUUGUUGCCUGAACUAACAAACAAGACCAGCCUGUUCACAGUGUGUGAUGAACAUUGGGGAGUUGAGAUCUACCCAAAAGUGUAUCACACCUGUUUCUUCAUCGUCACUUAUUUUGCACCAUUAUGUCUUAUGGUCCUGGCGUAUAUCCAGAUAUGUCACAAGCUGUGGUUUCAACAGAUUCCUGGGAGCACAUCAGUGUUGCAGAGGAAGUGGAGGUCCAUGCAGUGCUCAGCUCCAACUCCAGGGCUGGGAGAGCCUGUGAGGGUCAGGACCAGCACGGUUUGUGCAGAGAUCAAACAGGUCCGAGCCAGGCGCAAGACAGCUCGUAUGCUCAUGGUAGUCCUCUUUGUUUUUGCCCUGUGUUACCUGCCGAUCAGCGUGCUCAAUGUCAUGAAAAGAGUCUUUGGAACUUUCAAGAACACAAAUGACAGAGAGACAGUGUAUGCAUGGUUCACUUUCUCACACUGGCUCAUAUAUGCCAACAGUGCAGCAAAUCCUAUCAUCUACAAUUUCCUCAGCGGGAAGUUUCGCGAGGAGUUCAAAGCAGCCUUUUCUUGCCAUUGUUAUGGCCAAAGACAGAACCAAACAACAAGGAUAAGGACAAGGACGAGCACAGAUAGCCGAAAAUCCCUGUCAACUCAAGUUACCAACAUGGACAAUGUGUCACGAAUAUCAGAUCAGGUUGUGUAGUCUCAUUACCCAGGAGGCGAAUUCUAAUGACCACUUCAAUCUUCAAAGGAUACGCUCAUCAUUAAGGUAAACACUCUCAAGUUUGAACCUCUUUUAUAAAAAGAGGCCUUUGAAUGGAAAAGAAUGUCUCAAAAUGUUUGUUGUAUGUUUCAUUAGUUUCACAUAGACACUUUAUGGAAAUUAAGAGCUUUAGAAAUCUGAAGACCUUCUUAUUGACAGAAUUACAACCAUCUUUAGUUUACUGAAACUCUAUUUGUUAUUUACCAUCACAAGACACCAUUUGAAUGUUUAGUAUUAACUCAUACCAUAUGUAUUUUAUGAUAUAUGGUUAAGUGAAAUGGUUUUAAUUGUACAUAUGUAUUGUAUUGUAAAUGUACUAUUUUGACUGUAUAAAUGUUGGGGGGUCAGGCAGACCAUUGUUGAUUAUAUUACCAUUGACAGGAAAUGUUUAUUGCUAUUUGUUAAUUUAUUUGUUUGGACAACAUAAAAGCAGGUGCUACGUCUUACAACUACUUUGAUUUGUAGUUUGACAACAAAAUCUAAAUUUUCAAUGUAAAUGUCCAUGAACGUAUGAUUAUGUGCAAUAAAUGUAAAUAAUGUUGGGUCAAACCUCAUGAACAUCCAGCAAACUAGUGAAUAUUCAACGUGAUUCCUGCAUGGAUGUAUGCUAGUAGACCUCCCUCUGGCAACUCUUUAUUUCAUGCAACACACACUGAGUUUGUAUUUAAUUUUGGAUGUACUGAAUGUCAGCAAGGUGAUGUUUAUAUUACAGAUGCACACUUGGCCACUGUGUAUAGCAGCAAAGCAAAAUUAAAUUUUAAACAUCAUGAAU
Scatophagus argus is the source of this 2261-nucleotide messenger RNA. It is a transcript of the gene hcrtr2, whose product is annotated as hypocretin (orexin) receptor 2. The coding region runs from base 161 to 1429 and encodes 422 amino acids. Gene Ontology annotation, biological process: circadian sleep/wake cycle process; feeding behavior; G protein-coupled receptor signaling pathway. Gene Ontology annotation, molecular function: orexin receptor activity. Lineage: Eukaryota; Metazoa; Chordata; Actinopteri; Scatophagidae. Gene Ontology annotation, cellular component: membrane. The record is from RefSeq and is a predicted model, not a curated record. The transcript has 7 exons.